UUUAUUUGUGUUUUCCUCUGGAAGUCUUUGUAAGAUUGGAGUGAGGAAGUUAUCACAGCACAAACGUGCAGCUGAAGUCGGAACUGUUCAUCACAGCAACCAAGGACAUCUGUGCCUGGCUUCACACCUCUAAGUUGUGAUUGAACAUUAAUUUAUGCAUUUGUGGAUAACACAAAUAGUAUUAUUUUCAACACCCUUUGCUUUGUCAGCUAAAUUUAGCUUUCAGAAACAUUUAUUUUGAAGCCAGACAGCCGAAAUUGUGUGCUCGGAGUUUUGGGUUAACAUUCAUUUUGAAGAUACUAGGGCUUCCAGGCAUUUUUCUAACUAUUUGUCCUCUCAUUGUGUGCCAUAACAGCCCGUGUGAUGAAUUUGGGACGCUUUUUUACGAUAUCAUGUAUAUGUGAAUAAGUAUAGACGUGUAAGGCACGUGUUACUGUGUAUUUGCAUUGAUACUGAUGUGUAGAUGGUGUGGAUCUAUUUUUCUGUCUGCAGCUGUCGCUGCCUCUACAGAAUUUGUCUGAUGGAGCAAAGGCAGUCGGCGCGGCUCGGUGCAAAAAGGCAACAAUGCGACCGGUGUGCAUACAGCACGGAUCGUACUGAAAAUUUGACACAGCACCAGAGAACUCACACAGGAGAGAAACCCUUCAAGUGCAGUGUGUGUGGGAAGCCGUUUGCACGUCCAUCUGUUCUUGUAACACACCAGAGAACACACACGGGAGAGAAGCCCUUCAAGUGCAGUGUGUGUGGGAAGGCGUUUGCAGAGUCAUCUACUCUUAAAAUACACCACAGAACACACACGGGAGAGAAACCCUUCAAGUGCAGUGUGUGUGGGAAGACAUUUUUAUAUUCAUCUGCUCUUGUAACACACCAGAGAACACACACGGGAGAGAAACCCUUCAAGUGCAGUGUGUGUGGGAAGGCGUUUACACAGUCACCACAUCUAGUAAAACACCAGAGAACACACACGGAAGAGAAACCCUUCAAGUGCAGUGUGUGUGGGAAGGCGUUUGCACAUUCAAUUACUCUUGUAGAACACCAGAGAACACACACGGGAGAGAAACCCUUCAGGUGCAGUGUGUGUGGGAAGGCGUUUGCACAUUCAAUUACUCUUGUAGAACACCAGAGAACACACACGAGAGAGAAACCCUUCAGGUGCAGUGUGUGUGGGAAGGCGUUUGCACAGUUAUCUGGUCUUGUAGAACACCGGAGAACACACACGCGAGAGAAACCCUUCAAGUGCAGUGUGUGUGGGAAGGCAUUUUUAUAUUCAUCUGCUCUUGUAACACACCAGAGAACACACACGGGAGAGAAACCCUUCAAGUGCAGUGUGUGUGGGAAGGCGUUUGCACAGUCACCACAUCUUGUGAAACACCAGAGAGCACACACGGGAGAGAAACCCUUCAAGUGCAGUGUGUGUGGGAAGGCGUUUACACAUUCAAUUACUCUUGUAGUACACCAGAGAACACACACGGGAGAGAAACCCUUCAAGUGCAGUGUGUGUGGGAAGGCGUUUGCACAGUCACCACAUCUUGUAAAACACCAGAGAGCACACACGGGAGAGAAACCCUUCAAGUGCAGUGUGUGUGGGAAGGCGUUUACACAUUCAAUUACUUUUGUAGUACACCAGAGAACACACACGGGAGAGAAACCCUUCAAGUGCAGUGUGUGUGGGAAGGCGUUUGCACUUUCAUCGACUCUUAAAAAACACCAGAGAACACACACGGGAGAGAAACCCUUCAAGUGCAGUGUGUGUGGGAAGGCGUUUGCACUUUCAUCGACUCUUAAAAAACACCAGAGAACACACACGGGAGAGAAACCCUUCAAGUGCAGUGUGUGUGGGAAGGCGUUUAUAGAUUCAUCUAGUCUUGUAGCACACCAGAGAACACACACGGGAGAGAAACCCUUCAAGUGCAGUGUGUGUGGGAAUGCGUUUGCACAUUUAUCUUCUCUUAUAACACACCAGAGAUCACACACGGGAGAGAAACCCUUCAAGUGCAGUGUGUGUGGGAAGGCGUUUGCACAGUCAUCUGCUCUUGUAAAACACCAGAGAACACACACGGGAGAGAAACCCUUCAAGUGCAGUGUGUGUGGGAAGGCGUUUGCACGUUCAUCUUCUCUUAUAAUACACCAGAGAUCACACACGGGAGAUAAACCCUUCAAGUGCAGUGUGUGUGGGAAGGCGUUUGCACACUCACCACAUCUUGUAGAACACCAGAGAACACACACGGGAGAGAAACCCUUCAAGUGCAGUGUGUGUGGGAAGGCGUUUUCACGUUCAUCGACUCUUAAAAAACACCAGAGAACACACACGGGAGAGAAACCCUUCAAGUGCAGUGAGAGAACACACAUGGGAGAGAAACCCUUCAAGUGCAGUGUGUGUGGGAAGGCGUUUUCACGUUCAUCGACUCUUAAAAAACACCAGAGAACCCACACGGGAGAGAAGCCCUUCAAGUGCGGUGUGUGUGGGAAGGCGUUUGCACUUCCAUCUACUCUUGUAGCACACCAGAAAACACACACGGGAGACAAACCCUUCAGGUGCAGUGUGUGUGGGAAGGCGUUUGCACGGUCACCACAUCUUCAAAAACACCAGAGAUCACACAAGCAUCAUAAGAUCCACAAGGAGUGGAGUGUGAAAUCAGCUUGUGAAAGUCAAAGUGCCGUAAUGAGCCCAUCCCUCAUGAAACAAGAACCAGAAGAAAAUUCCAGCUUGAACACUUUUAAAGGUAUCGAAGUGAAAUGUGAGGAGGUGAAGGUGAAAUGUGAAGAAGUGAUGGUGAAGAGCGAAGAAGUGAAGGUAAAAUGUGAAGAUGAAGAGUCGACUCCAAAAUCGGACCACAGCGAUGGAGGCAACGUGAAGCAGGAGGAGAAUUCUGACUGUGAGGCAGAGCGAGGCAACUCCCAGCAGUUUGUGGAAGUGGAGGUGUGGGUGGACUUCUUGCCGCUCGACCCGUGCACUGAAAUCCGAGCCCAAGCCCGCUUGAGCUGCAAUACCGCUCUUGUUUUCACAAGCGACCUGCCCACAACAACAACAACAACAAGCUGUCGCUGCCUCUGCAGAAUUGGUCUGAUGGAGCAAAGGCCUUCGGCACGGCGCGGUGCAAAAAGGCAUCAAUGCGACCGGUGUGCAUACAGCACGGAUCGUACUGAACAUCUUACACAGCACCAGAGAACUCACACAGGAGAGAAACCUUUCAUGUGCAGUGUGUGUGGGAAGCCGUUUGCACGUUCAGCUCAUCUGGUAAUACACCAGAGAACACACACGGGAGAGAAACCCUUCAAGUGCAGUGUGUGUGGGAAGGCGUUUAUAGAUUCAUCUACUCUUGUAGCACACCAGAGAACACACACGGGAGAGAAACCCUUCAAGUGCAGUGUGUGUGGGAAAGGGUUUGCACAUUCAUCUUCUCUUAUACCACACCAGAGAACACACACGGGAGAGAAACCCUUCAAGUGCAGUGUGUGUGGGAAGUCGUUUAUAAAUGUAUCUACUCUUAUAGCACACCAGAGAACACACACGGGAGAGAAACCCUUCAAGUGCAGUGUGUGUGGGAAGGCGUUUUCACAGUCAUCUUCUCUUGUAUCGCACCAGAAAACACACACAGGAGAGAAACCCUUCAAGUGCAGUGUGUGUGAGACGGCGUUUGCACGUCCAUCUGCUCUUGUAACACACCAGAGGACACACACAGGAGAGAAACCCUUCAAGUGCAGUGUGUGUGGGAAGGCGUUUGCACAGUCACAACAUCUUCAAGGACACCAGAGAACACACAAGCAUCAGACGAUCCACCAGGAGCGUAGUCUGAAAUCAGCUUGUGAAAGUCAAAGUGCCGCAAUGAGCGCAUCCCUCAUUAAACAAGAAUCGGAAGAAUAUCCCAGCUUGGAAACUUUUGAAGGUAUCGAGGUGAAAUAUGAAGAGGUGAAGGUGGAAUAUGAAGAAGUGAUGGUGAAGAGCGAAGAAGUGAAGGUAAAAUGUGAAGAUGAAGAUUCAAUUCCAAAAUCGGACUUUCACAUCGAUGGAGGCAACGUGAAGCAGGAGGAGAAUUCUGACUGUGAGGCAGAGCGAGGCAACUCCCAGCAGUUUGUGGAAGUGGAGGUGUGGGUGGACUUCCUCCGAGACAAUACAAAGUCAAAUGGAGACCCGGUAGAUGUGUAAGCCAGAGACGAUGUCACUCCAAUAGAUGCACCUUUGUCACAGGCCUUUAAUGACAAUCAUCAUCAUCACCAUCAUCAUGGCUUGGCUUCGCGAACGAAGAUCUAGGAAGGACAUCCACGUCUUCUGCAGGCACGCUGGUGGCUGAAGAGGCCUAUGCGGGACAAGCAGGUCCUACCACAACAGCUGCAAGUAUAGGUCUCAUCUGGGAUGGGUGCUGAGGGAUCAUGGUUCUUCCUCCUUCUCCUUUUGUCCUCCAUAUGGGCCCUGCGGGUAUCUUCGAAGAAGGAGGUGGCCUGGUGGACUGUGUGCCGCCAGGAGUUGCGAUCAGCUGCUUGUGUUGCCCACUGACGGUGAUCGAUGCAGCAAGCAGUGAGGGACUUCUUCAGGGAGUCUUUGUAUCGCUUUCGUGGUGCCCCUAUGUCGCGAUGGCCAGAGGACAGUUCCCCAUACAGCACGAUCUUAGGCAAGCGGUUGUUCUCCAUCCUGGCGAUGUGCCCUGCCCAACGAAGCUGUGUCUUGAGGACCAUGGCCUCGAUGCUGAUGACCUUCGCUGACUUGAGGACUUCAGUGUUGGCGACGAAGUCACUCCAGUGAAUAUUGAAGAUUGUGCGGAGGCAGCGCUGAUGGAAACGCUCGAGGAGACUCAGGUGACGACGGUACGUGACCCAGGACUCAGCGCCAUACAGGAGAGUGGUCAGCACAACAGCUUUGUAGACGUUGACCUUUGUGGCUCUUUUAAGGUUUCUGUUGUUCCAGACACGUUUGUAUAGUCUGCCAAAUGCACUGUUUGCCUUGGCCAGCCUGUUGUCGACUUCGUUGUCGAUCUUGGCGUCAGACGAGAUGACGCACCCCAAGUAGCUGAACUGGUGGACAAUAAUGUGAAGUUAAACACUCAAUUCCUAGGUUCAACCUGCAGGGUAAGAGCGGCCAGUCUGUGUGGACCUGUGUGUUGGGUAGACCUCUAACCAGGAGCAAGAGCCAAUAAGCUCCCAAGCAUUCAUUAUGUUAUCAUAAUUGCAUUUGUAUGGUGCUUGCUUAAUCGCCUCGGCAAUUCGGAGUUUUGUAUCGUAUCUCGUCUCAAACACUCAAAGAGCACCCCCAUUUAACAGCUGCCCCUGUGUGGAACAAGGUGGUGGCUGUUGUAUAUAUAGGCCUUUUUUCAAAAUUGAUAUGAACAAUAAUUCCGCCAAAAUAUUUUUUUAAAUAAUCAACAGCAGCUGCGUUCUACAAAUCACACCAGGCAAGGAAGUAGCCAUAAAAGGUAAUAAAAAACCCAGGUGCAAAAAGGGGAGAGGGGGGGUGAUAAUGAGAUUCUGGGCAAAUCUCUCCCGGGCUUCAAAGGCCGACUUAAGAAUAAGUCGACAUAGAAUGCACUCAGAUUAAGAACCAGGCUACAAUCUCCAUUAGUGGGUUACUAUUUAUCGUAUAUUAUAUUAAUGUCAUCCACCUUAUUUUUUAUUUUAUCAUUCUAUUUACGUGACUUUACCGAAAGAACCAAAGAAUGAAUUCCAGCAGUCACGGAAGUUUUUAAGUAAACACUUAGUUACAUCUCUAACCUCAGGAUAUCGAAAUAUAACUCGAGAAUGAAGCCGAAACCGGUCAAUCACACGCGACCAAGACAAUGCGUUCCAUAGAGAGAGCCUCCAACCACCUUAGUCUUCCAGAAGCACGUGCUAGCAAUACAUCACACAUCAGCAGGGCACCUUGCCUUGAGAAAUCGAACACCAUGAAGGAAUUCCAAACUAUGAUGGAAGUACUGUAAACACUGCUCCAAACAUACCUUGAGUCACUUAUAGAGUCAGAACUGCAAAAAGUGCUACAGUAUCAAGCUAUUAGAGGUCAACUAAUAUUUUUAACUUCCAACUGGUACGAGAGAACACGACUUCAAAGGCCACAGCGCCCUUCUUUGAGAGAGAGGGAAGAGGGGCGGAGGAGUGGAGAAUGCAACCGGGCAAAAGGAACCCCUCCUCCCAGAUUAAUUAUUGAAAUCAGAACAUCCACACAAAGAGCGAAAUCAAAGGAUUUCUGGUCCUUUGUAAAAAGGCGGGCAGAGGGGAGAGAAUUUCACAUAUAAGCAAGGACAGAGCAUACAACUCAGUAGUGCGAGGGGUAGGCUCUAGGGCAGCGGUCGGGAACCUAUGGCUCGCGAGCCAUAUAUGGCUCUUCCAGUGACGGCAUAUGGCUCCCAGACAAUUUUGAGUUGAAAAAAUAAUUUACAAAAAAUCUGUUUGGAACUGAUUUAAAAAUACUUGUGAUAUUAGCUUAAUAAUACUGUGUCAUGUUAAAGUAAACAGAAAUUAGUUUUGAAGAUAAAUGUCACGGGUCACGCCUGCACGAAGCUCAACCUCACCACGUCGUACGAACCAGACUACAAGGCCAUCAGCAAAACCACGCAGCACCAGAAGUCGCAUUAAAAGUAAGACAUUUUAUUUAUUAUACGUUAAAAAUACUAUAUGGCUCUCGAUGAAAUAUAUUUAGAAAUAUUUGGCUUUUAUGGCUCUCCCAGUCAAAAAGGUUCCCGACCCCUGGUCUGGGCAUGACCUCGAGAUCAUCCCAUGGGUGUCGGAGAUGAUCCACACACACACGUUGCGCACAUGUCGGGACUAAUAAGAGUACUCCGAAAGUUAACCUUGUGUAUCGCCAAUUGAGUUAGGUAGAUACGGUCGUUUAGAAGUAUUUUAGUUAUUCUUUUUGUUAAUUGCAUAACUUCUAGAUUUGAAGCUUUCGUGACUGCAAGGAUUCAGAUUCUUAGGUUUUUUUCGGUAAAGUCACGUAGACAAAAAAAUUAUAAUUCAUAAAAGUUAAAUAAAAAUAAAAUUUAAAAAAUCACGGUUCCACCUGAAGACGGAAGCUUGUGUUGCCUCCGAAACGUCGUGAUUUUUAUUUUUAUUUUACUUUUAUUAUUAUUUUUUAUCUACGUGACUUUACCGAAAACACUUAAGAAUUUGAAUUGCAUAACUGUACCAAUGAAUUGAUUGAUGAAACUAAACAUUUAGACACAUCUAUGUUACGAAUUUACACAUUCACAGGGAGACUUGUGUUGAAAUCUUUCUUUUGAUCACAGAAUCUUGCCCGCGAAUGUUUUGAAGCCUUAGCCAAUUGAUACCCAUUUGCUGAAGCAGUCACAUUGCCACACACCAUUGUUCCAAGACAUUUAGUUAAUUACAUAAUCUUACCAAUGAAUUCAUUGAGGUCUACUUUUGCUUUCGGGACAUGUUUCUUUAUUGCUGUUUGCAUGAAUUGUCACAUUAAUUUUUAAGGACUUUUUCCCAUCGCCGUGAAUGCUCGCUUUACUCUGAGGAAUUAACCGAUUGUUCUGUUACCCAGUUUAACAAACGUGAUCAUUGAGGGCUAAAUGUCCGGAUCAAUAAGGAGAACAUCUCCAGGAGUACUGUUGACAUUCCUAGCAUAAGAGUUCGCAUAUUAGAGUGUUAUGUUUUUGUUUAGAGAUUAAAGUUGCUUAACACAGAAAUGUCUGAGUGG
Messenger RNA from Lethenteron reissneri (Far Eastern brook lamprey), 7630 nucleotides. RefSeq names its product zinc finger protein 585B-like. The record is from RefSeq and is a predicted model, not a curated record. Gene Ontology annotation, molecular function: RNA polymerase II cis-regulatory region sequence-specific DNA binding; DNA-binding transcription factor activity. Gene Ontology annotation, biological process: regulation of transcription by RNA polymerase II. NCBI's taxonomy places the organism in Eukaryota, Metazoa, Chordata, Hyperoartia, Petromyzontiformes, Petromyzontidae.